AGAUGUGGCGCCAGGAUCGUCCCUCUAUUGCUCGAAGCUGCCCAGAUUGUCUUCGUUGUUGAAUCUAUCUUAUUAAACUACAAGCAAACUUUACAUCAACAUGGCAACUCUCCUGGAUCACGAUCCAACCCCUCAGAACUUCUACGCAGGUCUCAUUCAGGGGCAGAAGUUCGCCGUUAUAUCAGAGCUCACGCUCGAUUCGGGCGAGAUAUUAGAGUCUUGUCCGAUCGCCUACAAGACAUGGGGUCGACUCAACGACACCGCGGACAAUGUCUUGGUGAUCUGCCAUGCUCUCACUGGUAGUAGCGAUAUCAGCGAUUGGUGGAGUCCGCUUCUUGGGCGCGACAAGGCGUUUGAUCCGGCACACUUCUUUAUCUUUUGCGCGAACGUUCUCGGUUCACCCUAUGGUAGCGCGUCACCGCUCACCAUCAACCCUCAGACGGGAAGGAGAUAUGCCAGCGAAUUCCCGCAAACAACGGUCCGUGACGAUGUGCGGGCACACAAGCUCGUUCUCGACGCCCUAGGCGUCCGCUCGGUAGCAGCUGUAAUAGGGGGUUCGAUGGGCGGAAUGACAACUCUCGAAUGGCCCCUUUGCACCACCCCUGGCUAUGUUAAGAGCAUUAUCCCAAUCGCGACUGCGGCAGACCACAGCGCCUGGGGCAUUUCGUGGGCUGAGACGCAACGCCAGUGCAUCUACUCAGACCCUAAAUUCGACGACGGGUACUAUGAGCCGAUUCCCGAGGGCCAGCCAUCGGCAGGUUUGGCCGCGGCGCGUAUGGUGGCCAUGCUCACCUACCGUUCAUCCAUGAGCUUCGACUCCCGGUUCGGCCGCAAGCCCCAGCGGCAGAAGCCAAGGCCCGUACAAGAGCCGCCCCUAGACCUCCCGCGAACAGACGUCCCUGUUGCGACCACGGGGGCGGCACCAACAUCCGCUAAAGAGCGCUCGGAGAGGAAGAGCUGGACCACAAGACGGGACCCCUCAUUUUCCGCUCAGGGGUAUCUACACUAUCAGGGACAAAAGUUCAUCCAGCGUUUCGAUGCCAACUGCUACUUACACAUCACCAACAAAAUGGACGCGCACGACGUAACGGUCGAUAGAGCGCCCACCAGUGAAGAUUCGUCUCCCAUCGACGGAGAUAACGCCUUGCUCUCUGUGCUGUCCGUAGUACCUCCCGGUGCCCUAGUAGUUAGUGUCGAGACAGAUGCGCUAUUCCUACCUGAGCAGCAAGAACGGCUAGCAGCCUGCCUCCCCAAUGCCACACUUGCGAUGCUCAAGUCGUCGGACGGUCACGACGGAUUCUUACUUGAAUUUGAGCAGCUCGGGACGCUAAUUCUAGGAAAGCUUACGAAGGACUUUCCGCAUUUUUACAAGUCUACCUACGACGACACUAGCUUUUCGGGAGAACACACGGCGCAACCUGGCGGCGCCAGUUUGACUGGCGAGGUGGAGGCUUGGUAGAGCGGCUAGUAAAUUGGCCUUGUACAGUGUCUUUACUGUGUUAUUGUAUAUCAAGCGUGUUUUAUUAUAGGCUUCGGGGGGUUUUCGGGGGUUGGCUGCUUUUCCAAGGUGUCAUUAUUCCAGCACUUACUACAGCUGAAAUGUCUUUCGUAUUAGUGAUUUAGUAACACCACAUAA
Molecule: messenger RNA, 1636 nt
Organism: Daldinia vernicosa
Lineage: Eukaryota; Fungi; Ascomycota; Sordariomycetes; Xylariales; Hypoxylaceae
Product: homoserine O-acetyltransferase
Exons: 3
Coding region: 101-1459 (452 amino acids)
Biological process (GO): L-homoserine metabolic process
Molecular function (GO): homoserine O-acetyltransferase activity
Source: RefSeq, a predicted model, not a curated record